Anguilla anguilla (European eel) is the source of this 2196-nucleotide messenger RNA. RefSeq names its product elongin C paralog a (gene eloca). The coding region runs from base 121 to 459 and encodes 112 amino acids. Gene Ontology annotation, biological process: ubiquitin-dependent protein catabolic process. The record is from RefSeq and is a predicted model, not a curated record. Gene Ontology annotation, molecular function: protein-macromolecule adaptor activity. Gene Ontology annotation, cellular component: elongin complex. NCBI's taxonomy places the organism in Eukaryota, Metazoa, Chordata, Actinopteri, Anguilliformes, Anguillidae. The transcript has 4 exons.
UAUUAUCCACGGACUCAAAUAGUCACGUACUGCUUUACAGCGCUUAUUCCUGUUCUCUGCCUGAAGUAGGGAGAAGUGGUUGCUUCCGAAAAUUGUGAAAGAGGAUCAUUUCAACAAACAAUGGAUACUGAAGAGAAGACCUAUGGAGGUUGUGAAGGGCCAGAUGCUAUGUAUGUGAAGCUGAUCUCCUCAGAUGGCCAUGAAUUUAUUGUGAAGAGAGAACAUGCAUUGACCUCCGGCACAAUCAAAGCCAUGUUGAGUGGCCCUGGUCAAUUUGCUGAGAAUGAAACCAAUGAAGUAAACUUCAGGGAGAUCCCUUCUCAUGUCCUUUCCAAAGUGUGCAUGUACUUCACCUACAAAGUUCGCUACACCAACAGCUCAACAGAAAUCCCAGAAUUCCCCAUUGCACCAGAGAUAGCGCUGGAACUUCUGAUGGCUGCGAACUUCUUAGAUUGUUAAAUGAACAUCAAAAAGCUAACUAUUUAAAGUUGUUUUUGUAACUUUUUGUGUUUCUUGUUUUGUUUAACUUGUUUGCCAUAUACUUGAGGUACAGGUAUAAAAAUCUGCAGUUUAACAUUGGUUUUUGCACAAGACAACCUAUUCAGUUACUAGAUUUAAUCUUGUAGUAAGCAAGAAUUCAAUUUUAAUAUAAUAAACUGAUAUGUCUGUCAAAGAGGUAUUGAUUGUUAUAAACUGGUAAAUAUUUUGUUAUAAAGUCUAAAACAUUCUUACAUUUCAUAUCAGACCGGUAACAGAUUUCAGAUUCAGGUAACUUUAUUGUCCAUCACAUGACAUAAAAAUACAUGGGUGGUUUCUUGACCAAUGUAAUGGUUAAACACAUUUUAGGCCGAGGUACUGCUUAUGUUCUACCACAGUGGUUCUCAAACUCGGUCCUGGGUGACCCCUAUGUAUGCUGGUUUUCAUUCCAACCUCAACAGCAAUCCCAGAAUUUUAACAAGCUGUUCAUUUUUCUUAAUUAGGUGCUUUUCAUGUUUUAGAGCGGAUGGGUAGGACCUACUGUGUUAUAAUUGAGACAUUGAUUGACAAGAAACCCUCAAAAAAGUAACCAAAUGACUGGACAAUUUAUAUACGCAAGUUAUGGGCAUGGUAAAUUCUUAUGGAUUUGGUUUGCAUACAGCAAUAUUGCAAUUAUUUAAGAAGUUAAAUGAUUUUGAUGUUUUCAUCAAAUUGAAUUGGAUGAAAUAGUGAUUGGAUAUGUACAUUUAGUAUGAUGACAGAUAAAGAGUAAUGGUUUGUAAAUGGCACGUUUCUAAUUUGUAACGCCUUGACAACAUGCUUCAGGUCUUUGACAGAAAGUUUUGUUUCAUGCUGAAUUGACAGGCUCAAACAAAAUUAGCAGACCAUGUGUCUAGUUUCCUAUUCUAGUUUUGGAUUGAGUUAACACCAAGUGCUUUGUUGGGCCUUACAUCUCAACUAAUAAUUUAACAAAUCUUUGAUACAAAUUGCAGUUAAUGUCUUACAUCUGACAUUAUAUCAUAUGAUUAGCAAUGAAGAGAAUGUAUAUCAUAUUUUUAGGAGAUGAAUAAUUCUAACAUUGAAACUGAGCAGUAAAUUGGAAGCAUUUGCAUUUGCUUUUAUGGGAUUAACCUUUGAAAUGGAAUAAAUUGAAUUUUACACCAUUUUUAUAUAAGGGAGUAAUAAAAGAGUAAUAUGUUUGAUGCCAUAAAGCACUUAUACAAUUGUAAUGCUAAUAUCUUAAGCCUCUUACAUGGUUGCUGAUAUACUUGUAAAGUACCCACUCUGUUUUAAAACUUAAUCCCACAUAUUUAUACCUGUAAACUUUAUCUAGGUUAGAAGCAUGUACUUUCACACUAUAAUUGCCAUGAUCUACACUUAGUACCACAUCAACUGUAUUUCACAUGAUAUCAACAACUGAACAAAAUGUCAAUUCAAAGGUGAUAUGAAACUGUAUGUGCAUGACUAGCCUUGAUGAAACAGCAUAACUCAUGCAAGCAAAACGGUUAAACAGGUUUUAGCUCAAAAGGAAAGAGUGGGCAAGCAGCCAACAUUUCUUAGAAAACCCAGUCCAUUACCUUUUUAGGCCAUUGCUAGAUGGAUUUUUCCAUCCAGUUAUGCCGGUCAGCUCAGCAUGAAUAUGUGCCCCUGCAAUUGAUAAAAACACUGAGAAAUAUGACGUUUCUACGAUUCCAUUCCUAAAUAAAUUCAGUGAAGGAA